Molecule: messenger RNA, 351 nt
Organism: Staurois parvus
Lineage: Eukaryota; Metazoa; Chordata; Amphibia; Anura; Ranidae
Source: the annotation of a GenBank genome assembly
AUAUAUAUAUAUUGUGGGAACUCGCUUCAAAAAUGGGUAGAGCUCUUCUUGUAAAGCACACAGCAACUCGCUUUCUUUUUCAGGGCUUUUUUGCCCACUUUUAUUUAAGAAAAAAGUUCAAACAACAAAAAUGCUUCCCACGCAGGGGUAUCCACCAUCAAGCAAAACAAUAUUCAGCCUCCUGGCUUGUACGCAGUUUUAAGUCUGCCUCCUGCAGACUCUUCCCAAAAUAUGGCACUAGCACACCGCUAGUCUGGCUUCCACCUGACUCCAAGGCAGAGACCUCCCGUCUGCCGGGGUGGAGCCCUCCUGACUCCUAACUGCUGGGGUGGAGCCCAGAACUAUGGUUAG